Messenger RNA from Cryptococcus wingfieldii CBS 7118, 1395 nucleotides. Its product is annotated as citrate (Si)-synthase, eukaryotic. Bases 1 to 1395 code for a protein of 464 amino acids. The record is from RefSeq and is a predicted model, not a curated record. Gene Ontology annotation, biological process: citrate metabolic process; carbohydrate metabolic process; tricarboxylic acid cycle. Lineage: Eukaryota; Fungi; Basidiomycota; Tremellomycetes; Tremellales; Cryptococcaceae. The transcript has 5 exons. Gene Ontology annotation, cellular component: mitochondrial matrix.
AUGUCCUUCCUUGCUUCCAGAACUGCCCUCCGCUCCCAGCUCCGUUCUCCCCUCGUGAGGAACUUUGCUUCCACCCCUGCCGCGCAGGUCCAGUCCCUCAAGGACCGCAUGGCCGAGCUCAUCCCCAAGGAGAUUGAGAACGUCAAGGCUGUCCGUGCCGCCCACGGCAACAAGCCCCUCGGCGAGGUCUCUGUCGACAUGGCCUACGGUGGUAUGCGAGGUAUCAAGGGUCUUAUCUGGGAAGGCUCCGUCCUCGACCCCAACGAGGGUAUCCGAUUCAGGGGUCUUACCAUCCCCGAGUGCCAGCAGCAGCUCCCCACCGCCCCCGGAGGUACCGAGCCCCUCCCCGAGGCCCUUUUCUGGUUGCUUUUGACCGGUGAGGUGCCCACCGACGAGCAGGUCAAGGGUCUUUCUCAGGAGUGGGCCGCUAGGGCUUCUAUCCCCAAGUUUGUCGAGGAGUUGAUCGACCGAUGCCCCAACACUCUCCACCCCAUGACUCAGUUCUCCAUCGCUGUUAACGCUCUUAACCACGACUCUGCCUUUGCCAAGGCCUACUCUGACGGUGUCAACAAGCGAGAGUACUGGAAGACCACCUUCGAUGACUCUAUGGACCUCAUCGCCAAGCUCCCCAACAUUGCUGGCCGAAUCUUCCGAAACGUCUAUGGUGACGGCAAGGUCCCCGCCAUCGACCCCACCAAGGACUACUCUGCCAACUUGGCUACCCUCCUCGGUUUCGGCGACAACGCCGACUUUGUCGAGCUCAUGAGGCUCUACGUCACCAUCCACUCUGACCACGAGGGUGGUAACGUGUCUGCCCACACUGGUCACUUGGUCGGUUCCGCCCUUUCCGACCCCUUCCUUGCCUUUGCCGCUUCCUUGAACGGUCUUGCCGGUCCCUUGCACGGUCUCGCCAACCAGGAAGUCCUCAGGUGGCUCCAGAAGAUGAGGAGCCAGAUCGGCGAAGACGCUUCCGACGAGAAGGUCGCCGAGUACGUCUGGACUACCCUCAAGGGUGGACAGGUCGUCCCCGGUUACGGUCACGCCGUCCUCCGAAAGACCGACCCCCGAUACACCGCCCAGCGAGAGUUUGCCCUCAAGCACCUCCCCGACGACCCCUUGUUCAAGCUCGUUGGCCAGAUCUACAAGGUCGUCCCCAACAUUCUCCUCGAGGCCGGUAAGGCCAAGAACCCCUGGCCCAACGUGGAUGCCCACUCUGGUGCUCUCCUUACCCACUACGGUCUUCACCAGCAGGACUUCUACACCGUCCUCUUCGGUGUCUCCCGAGCCUUCGGUGUUGUUUCUCAGUUGAUCUGGGACCGAGCUCUUGGUAUGCCCCUCGAGCGACCAAAGUCUUACUCUACCGAGGCCAUCAAGAAGAUGUUCGAGGGCAAGUAA